Monoraphidium neglectum is the source of this 942-nucleotide messenger RNA. RefSeq lists its product as hypothetical. Bases 1 to 942 code for a protein of 313 amino acids. The transcript is spliced from 6 exons. The record is from RefSeq and is a predicted model, not a curated record. NCBI's taxonomy places the organism in Eukaryota, Viridiplantae, Chlorophyta, Chlorophyceae, Sphaeropleales, Selenastraceae.
AUGCACGCACGCUCGCUGGCGCACAGCCAUGUGACUGAGGCUCUGGAGGAGGCGGCGGAGGGGCUUGUGUCAGAGCUGACAGCGGCCCACAAAAACGGCGGCAGCAGCGGGGCUGGGUUUGGCGGCGGCGGCGCCACCCCCCUCAACAACAGCGCGGCCGGAGGAUCGUUUGCAAACGGCGGCGGCGGCGGCCUGUACAGCAGCGGCAGCGGCGACGGCGUGCAAGGGGGCCAGGGCGCGCCGGCGCCGGGGCUGUGCGCGUCCCCUGCGGCGCUGUGCCGCGCCGCGGCGGUGGCGCUGGUGAGCCCAGUCUUGGAGGACUCUGGCGGCCAUAGCGCCCUCGAGGCACUGGCGCGGGCCGUCCGUGGCUGGCCGGAGGCGCAGCGUGAGGUGCUGCUGCGGCUGCUGCGCGCCUGGGGGGCGCGGGACAUGAGGAGGGCGGUUGCGACCUGCCAGCAGUACAUCACUCUGACGCUGUACACGCAAAUGAGCAUCACGCCGGGCGUGGAGGCAGUGACCGCGCUGCUGGGAUUGCUUCACGAGGCAUGCGAGGAGUCAGGCGCCGUGCCCUUUGCGGAGUUCUACAACGGCGCGAUCAACGCGGAGGACUUCAACGUGCAGGAGGAUUUCCGGCGCUGGAAGUCGCCCCAGCGGUACGGCUUCUCGUUCUGCCAGCACCCGUUUGUGUACGACCCGGCGUCUAAGGCGCGCGUGCUGCAGCUGGAGAACCAGAUCGCGCAGUUCCAGCAGUUUGAGUCCAGCAUGAUGCAGGCGAUGCUGGGCGGCGCGUCGUCCCCCUUCCUCGUGCUGCGCGUGCGGCGCGGGCCCCACCUUCUGCGGGACACCCUUCUCCAGAUCAACAGGGCCAAGGACAAGGCAGACCUCAGAAAGCCACUCAAGGUCAGGGCUGCGCGCGUGACCCCAGAUUCGUUAUCCUUCUGA